AUGGGAGUCGUUUCCCACCAAGGCGAUCUCGUCAGUGGACACUACGUCGCGAUGGUCAAAGGAUUUAACGACAAAUUCUACAGUUUUGAUGACAUGCUAGUAAACAAUAGAGAAUCUCUGAGAAAUGGCUGGGUUAAAAGGUUCUCUCCAUAUAUAAUAUUUUAUAGGAAGACGGAUAAGGAAAAUCUGGAGAAUUGUACUCCUAUGAUGGUUAGCGAGGAAUAUGAUUCGGAUCGUCCAAUUAGCAAUCGUCAAAGUGGCAAUUCAAGAGCGGUAAUUUCAAAUGGUGUACAUUCCUAUGGAACUGGUGCUAACGCCAAUGGUGGAUUGAAGGACAUCCGUCGACACAGCAGUAAGAAAUUCACUGGCAAUUCAAAAGCGGUAAUUUCAAAUGGUGUACGUUCCU
Molecule: messenger RNA, 406 nt
Organism: Cooperia oncophora
Lineage: Eukaryota; Metazoa; Nematoda; Chromadorea; Rhabditida; Trichostrongylidae
Source: the annotation of a GenBank genome assembly